Molecule: messenger RNA, 1116 nt
Organism: Cyclopterus lumpus (lumpfish)
Lineage: Eukaryota; Metazoa; Chordata; Actinopteri; Perciformes; Cyclopteridae
Product: pepsin A-like
Exons: 7
Biological process (GO): proteolysis
Molecular function (GO): aspartic-type endopeptidase activity
Source: RefSeq, a predicted model, not a curated record
AUGAAGUGGGUCUUUGUCGUGUGUGCCAUGGUGGCGCUCUCUGAGUGCCUCAUCCAGGUCCCUCUUGAGAAGGGAAAGACAGCCAGGGAGACCCUGGAGGAGCAGGGCCUUUGGGAGGAGUACAGAUUCAAGUACCCGUACAACCCCAUGGCCAAGUUCGACGAGCUCUUCGCUGUGGGCAGCGAGCCAAUGACCAACGACGCUGACCUGGCGUACUACGGAAUCAUCUCCAUCGGAACUCCACCUCAGUCCUUCAAGGUCAUCUUUGACACCGGCUCGUCCAACCUGUGGGUGCCCUCCAUCUACUGCAGCAGUCCAGCCUGCAGUAACCAUCACAAGUUCAACCCUGGCACCAGCAGCACCUACAAAAACAACGGCGGCGCUCUCAGUAUUCACUACGGCACCGGCAGCAUGACUGGUUUCCUGGGAUACGACACUGUGACGGUGGGCGGAUUCGCUGUGAAGAACCAGAUCUUCGGCAUGAGCGAGUCUGAGGCUCCCUUCAUGCAGUACAUGCGUGCUGAUGGUAUUCUGGGCCUGGCAUACCCACACCUGUCUGCAUCCAGCGCCACACCCGUCUUCGACAACAUGAUGAAGGAGGGCCUGGUCGGCCAGGCCCUCCUUCAUCCUUCAUCCUUACCUGGGUGACAGGUAAAGCCACUGAUGCCCCUGAAAUAUACCCAAGCCAAAGUGGUUGCUAUCUGUCUGAUGCACGCUGUGCUGUGUGUCCCUGUCAGUGUCACUGUCAAUGGUCAGGUUGUGGCUUGCAAUGGUGGUUGCCAGGCGAUCGUGGACACUGGCACUUCCCAGAUUGUCGGACCUCAGAGCAGCAUCAGCAGCAUCAAUAGCAUGGUGGGAGUUCAGAGCCAGAACGGAGAAUAUAUGGUCAACUGUAACAGCAUUGGCCAAAUGCCAGAUGUGACCUUCCACAUCCACGGAGAGGAAUUCACCAUCCCAGCCUCUGCCUACAUUCGUCAGUCUAAGUACUAUGGCUGCCGUACUGGCUUUAGCAAUGGACGAGGCAGCCUGUGGAUCCUGGGUGACGUCUUCAUCAGACAGUACUACUCCAUCUUCAACAGAGCCCAGAACAUGGUGGGUCUGGCCAAGGCUAGAUAA